AUGGGACCCAUUUCAAUCGUCCUCUUCUGUAUCCAAGCUUUCAUGCUUCAGCAUGCGCUUGGUCAGUGCUUAGAGCCAGGUCUCGGCCUGGGUUAUGCACCAGGUGUGGCGGCGGAAUACGGUCCGGCUUAUGGGCCCGGUCUUGACCUCGGGUACGGAGCAGGUCUUGCACCAGCUCUGGGGUAUAACUAUGGUUUCGGUGCUUCACCUUACGCUCCAAGCUACGGUGGGGCUGGCGUCGGGGACGUUACCGUAGCUGGUGAGAUGCCAGUAGCUGGUAGCACCUUAGUAGCUGGCCAAGUGCCUAUACUAGGAGCAGUAAAGUUCGGUGGCGACGUGCCAGCGGGAGGCAUCGUCACCAUUUCCGGCAGAUGCGGCUGCGGAUGCAAUGCACCAUACAUGUAC
Molecule: messenger RNA, 405 nt
Organism: Iphiclides podalirius (scarce swallowtail)
Lineage: Eukaryota; Metazoa; Arthropoda; Insecta; Lepidoptera; Papilionidae
Source: the annotation of a GenBank genome assembly